Messenger RNA from Dibothriocephalus latus, 420 nucleotides. The record is from the annotation of a GenBank genome assembly. NCBI's taxonomy places the organism in Eukaryota, Metazoa, Platyhelminthes, Cestoda, Diphyllobothriidea, Diphyllobothriidae.
AUGGAAGAUUGUGUGGUCCUUGAAGGCCUGGGGAACUUGCCCUUGACACCAUAUCUUCGUGCGGAGUGUGGUGAGGUGAUUAAGGAGUUGGCCGCCGCGGUAUAUGUAAAGCUUAGCAAGGAUCAAGUCUGGUCCGAGUGCCUUCCCGGUGGAGAGAUGCUGCAUUGCCCUGACAAUUUCCUGAGGAACAGUCUGUGGCGACUUUGGUUUUGCAUUCAGAUGGAAAUAAACGCUGACCUCGACCUCCCACUCCCUCCUCGGGAAGCCAUCAGGGCCGUAGAGCAACUCUGGAGCGGGAAUCCACCCGGAUCAGACACAACCACUCCUAAGAUUUACAAAUACGCUGGCCACCAACUUAUGACCCACCUCAUCAUGCGCUUCCCAGAGAUCUGGCGCCCAGAAAGAGUCUCCAGGGCUUGA